This is a messenger RNA of Symbiodinium sp. CCMP2592, 3762 nucleotides long. Lineage: Eukaryota; Dinophyceae; Suessiales; Symbiodiniaceae. The record is from the annotation of a GenBank genome assembly.
AUGGCUCCGCCUGCGCGAUAUCUCCAGGACCGGAGCUGUCCGGUCUUCGCGAUGCAAGCCCUGCCGGACAUUGCGAAAGACUGCCAAUGUCACGACAGCGUGCCCUACUGCUUCGAGGACGGCCGGCAGAUGUGCCAUCGCUCUGAUGGCAGAUUGGACCUGCACUACUUCGCUGUGGACUGCGAAUCUUGCAUUUGUGAAGAGUCCCAAGAUGCUGGAAGCAGGAGCACAUCCUUCGCAGGUCCUUCGGAGACUACCUGUUCGACGGCAGAUGGUGCGCAGGAAGUGGUGCUUGCGCCUGACGCUUCAGGCAAUUGCUUUUGCCCGGACGAGAGACCUCUAUGUGUGCUCCUACCGGGUGAAGAUCUUGGCUGUCUUGCAGGCCAUGUGCAGCCAGAGGCUGCCUCAGCCGCAGCUUUUCGGGCAGGAUGUGCGGCUGACAGCUGCUCGUGCCGUGCGGCAUGUCCAUCUUUUGCUAGCCGCGGCUAUGCCGACAGUGUUGGAGACUGCCAUUGUCCUCCAGAUUCGCCUUUGUGUUACGAAGAUGGGACGGCCGGCUGCCGAUCUUCGACCGGCAUGACCUCGUGGACCUACUUCUCAAGCACUUGUGGUGCUCGAUGCGAAUGUGUGGAGCAGCUAGAAGGCCAGUGUGACCCCAGGAACUGCUUGGAGACGGCGGACUGCAUCUUCUCGACUUGCAGGGACUGCGAUGUCUGUAAGGGGAUCACCAGGUGCCCGACAGCCCCUGGCGACGACAGCAUCACUUUGCCGGAUUGGAGUGGCAACUGCAGAUGCAAAGACCAGCAGGUGUGCUAUGAAGGCGGCAGCAUCACUCCUGGAUGUCCUGUGGCACCGGCUGGGCGCUCGCAAUUUUCGUUUCAGAUCAGCUGCAUCGAUUGCAUCUGUGACAAGCUGACAUCAUCUCCCGGCUCCGGCAACGUGAAAUGUCCAAGGUUUGCACGUGAGAAUCUCCCUGGCUGGUCUGGCGACUGUGUGUGUCCGGAUGACAUGCCGGAUUGUUACCAGAAUGGCAUCCGGUGGUGCUCCAGGACAGACGGCCAGCGCGAUCUCCACUAUUUCGACCCGGGUUGCCUGGACUGCGAAUGCCGAGCAGCCCUCACUUUGAACUCGACUGAAGAGGUGAAGCCCUGCCCAGACUUUGCGAAGUUCAGCUCCUCAAACACGUUCCAAAACUGCAUUUGCCCGGACAGCCGUCCGAUCUGCGUGCAGUCGGACGGCACGGUGGCUGAAGGACGAUCUGGACCAUAUUGUCAAACUGCACAGGGCUGGGAUUCCUCAACGGAGUUUCGUCAUGACUGUGCGACGUGCUCGUGCAUGGAAAGCGACGGAGAAGGCUCUAACCUGCCGGAUUUCCUCGCAGAGGAGCAACGAAGUGCGGAUGGUGUCACGUACAUCCGCCUGGAUCUGGUUCUGGAUCUCCGCCUGGUGAAUUCCCUCAACUCCUUGAACCAAUGGGACUUGGUGAUUGACGGAGUUUUGCUGACGGAUGCGGCCAGGCAAGCUCUUGCCGUGUCUGCAGCUUAUGGCCUGUCGCGGCCAGCGGCACCAGUCGUAGGUUAUUGCUGGGGGUUGACUGACGUCCAGGGCAGGACGAUUGACGGCGGAGACUUCGAAGAUGUGCGCGUGCAACGCUUGUACGCCGAACUUGGUGUCAUGUGGGCGUAUGCUCUCGAGAUCAGUGCCAACGGCACAGGCCGGCUGCUCGAGGAAGGACACCUGCCGGCCUUCCGCAUCCUGCAAAGCCUUCGCGCCAAGUCGCUGAAUGAGCUAACGAUCCACGAGCGCGAGCUGCUGUUGAGUUUGGAGACUUCUUUUCGUCCUGGGCGCUUCAAGCAGCACUUGGAUUUCGAACUUCAGCGGCUGCUCAACGAGACGGCGAGUUGGCACCCAACUCCAGGUGCGAUUCAGGCACCGCGCAUAUCUGUGAGCAGGGCCACAGCCACAGCAUCCUCGGAUUUGUCAGCGAUCCCAGCACUGUCGCUUGUGGGGCCCCUCGCUCCAGCUGCUCCAAGCAGACGGGAUCUGAGGGUGCCUGUUGACACCGUGCAGACAACAGCGAUGCCAGAAACGGAGGGGGAAGCUGAUGCAGCCAGUGAGUUUGACUUGCUGUCACUUCUUCCGAUGGGAAUCGCAAUUGUCUCAUCACUGGUUGGCCUUGUCUCCUUGUACUGCUUGGUGAAGUGGAUACGCCGCUGCCUGCGCCGGCGACGUGAACGACGUGCCGAGCAGGAUGCAGAUGGUGGCUCUGGCUCACCGAGGUCGCCGAAGGGUUCGCCACGCUCACCGCGGUCACCAAAGAACCCCAGCUCUCCAAGACACGCAGCUUCUCAAGAUGCCAUGACAGCAACCUCCAGCGGUAACACCGCAAAAGUGAAGCGCGCAGGCACGGCCUCCACAGAUUUGCGCAAGGGCACGUCGUCAGUGUUUGACAAGCCGAAGCGUGAGGAUGCGGGGAUGUCCCUGGCUGAUCGGCAAAGAACCGGUCAAAAAACCGUGAGUGCAGCUGCAAAAACGGUUGUGGGUGCAGCUCUGGAGACAGAUGGCGACGAUGGCAGUCCAAGGCAGAAGAAGGGCUUGAUGGGGCGCUUCCGAAGAGGCAAAGACAAGGGAGCAAGUCCAAGUCAAUCCCCUCGAGGCGGUUCUCCGAGGACCGGGGAAAGGAUCGCUCGAGGCGCAGAGAAUGCAGAAGCCGCUCACGUGAUCGUGAACCUAGCCGAAGGAGACGUCGCGAGAGCAAAAGUUACAGCCGGGGAGAUGAGUGUCGGUCUUGUAAACGUUCAUCUCUGCACUCUGCGCAUCUCGGAUCUUAGCUGCAUGCUUUUUCCGCGUCUUAUGGCGCAUCUUGGGCCGUGCUGCCCCUUGAGUUGCUGGGGGUUCUUUGGUGCAGACCCGCACAAGAGGAUGUCCUCGCCCAGCUCUGUCUUGAUUUUCUUGCACGGCAGCGGAGACACCGGCGAGGGUGUCCAGGGCUGGCUGCAUGCCAUCAGUGGUGGAGCUUUCGAGGCCACCCUGGCACGAGAAGGCAUCGCAAUGCAGUUCCCAACGGCCACAAGAAUACCUUACAGCUUGAUCGGUGGAAUGCCGCAGACUGUGUGGUUUGACCGCGUAGCUAUGGCGUACGAAGCGCCAGAAGAUGUGCCUGGCCUGAAGAGGUCAGUGGAGCUUGUUGACAAAGAGAUCGACAAGCUUGUGGAAUCGGGCGUUCCGUUGUCCAAGAUAGGGGUCGGUGGUAUGUCAAUGGGUGGCUGCUUAGCGUUGCAUGUAGCCUAUGGCAUGGGACGUUAUGCAGGAAGGCUGGGCAUGGUAGCAAGUUUAAGCACCUUCUUGCCCAAAGACAGCUGCCUGGACGCAGAAGCAGCUCGUCGCUUCGCCGCCUCCUCCUCGCCUCCGCUCUUCAUGGCACACGGCCAAGCGGACGGCAUGAUUCGGCUGGAAUGGGCGCGGGCCACUCACAGGCGUCUUCUCGCUGCAGGCAUCACAAGUAAGGAGCUCCUGGAAUUUCCGGAUGUGCAGCACGAGCUGUGUGCCGAAGAGGUCGGACUGCUGCGGAGCUUCGUGCUGGAGCACCUGAGCAAGACGACGGCGGCGAAGGAGGUAGAGGAACAUAGCAUCAGGUCUGGUUGUGAUAGUGAUUGCCGAGAAGUGCCGCAUCUGACAGAGCUUGCAACCGCAGCUCGGCUUUCGGAACUGCAGGCAGCUCGUAGCAACAGAAUGCAGGAGCCUGCAAUGUUGGCCGCGUGA